GCGUGACUGUCGUCGGAAUAGGGAUUCGAAGUCAGACUCAGUUGCUGCCCGACGUUCUUGGUGGAAUGUCGUCGCGCUUGCCCUAUUCCUCCUCGUUCGCUCGUACACCGUGCAAGUAAUUUCCUCACGAGAGUUUUUACUAGUAAACGAUUUUACGCGCUCGACAUCAUCAGGAUAAUUCGGAACGCGUGCCACGUCCCUGUGAAUCAAUUAACGGCUAGUGUCAUUCAGUGGUUAUGACUAAUCGGUGUUUACGCUGCUCGUACGAGGCACGUCGGAUAGCGUAGUUGAAUGAGGUUGAUCGAAUGUAACGACGUUUAGUGUUUACCGUUGGUGUGUAAUUCGAUAGAGAGUGAGAAAGAGAGCAACGAUAUCGCUCCGAUCCCGCGUUAGUUCGUUCGCUCGGUCGGAUUAGAAUCGAGGCCGAAACGCGGAGAGCCAGAUCCGGGUUUUCGAAUCGGGUCGCGAGAAGUGGUGAUAUGAGAGAGUGACUAUGAGUGCGUGACGACGGUGACAACGACGAGGAACCACGCGACGAACCCGCGACGAGAAGAUUCAGUUCCAGUCCCUCGGAUUGCGCGGGGAGUAACGAGGACGCGACAAUUGCACGGAAAUGGAGCCGACGACGAGCGGAUCGACGUGGUCUCGAUCGAGCUGCUGGCCAGUACCGGUGAUCCUCGCCUGUUGGCUGUUGUUGAACACCGCGCGAAUAGAUGGUCGCAGCAUCACCAGCCUCGAGGCACCGAACGGUUGCGAGUGGAAAAAGGACGGAGACGACGGGGAAAAAGCGCUCGCCUGUAGGGUCAGGACCAUCGCCAACGUGCCCGGCCUAAUUGGCAAUCUCUCGGCCAUUCAAGUGGACUCGAUCAGCUCGCUGGCCUUGGAAUGCAGCGACGUGUUGUUCUUCGAGAGCCAGAUAGACGGACCCCACGGUUUCUUCUCUCCCCUGCCGCGUUUGGAGAAGCUACGCGUGGAUUAUUGCAAGAUUCGUUACCUUCCCGGCGGUGUCUUCGCGUCCGCGCACAAUCUCCGAAGUCUCUCGUUGAGAACGCACAACGGCGACUGGUCAGCGAUGACUUUAGAGCUGCACGGCGACUCGCUUCGCGGUCUGACCUAUCUGCAACAGCUCGACCUCGCAGACAACAAUCUCUGGACGCUGCCAUCGGAGCUGCUCUGCCCGGUGCAGAGCCUGACGACGUUGAAUCUGACGCGCAACAAGUUACAGGACGUCGGUUCCCUCGGCUUCUCGGACUGGGUCGAAUCGUGCACACCUAGCCUGGAGGUGUUGGAUCUGAGCAACAACGAUCUCGGCGCGUUGCCCGAUCGCACGCUGAGCAAUCUCCGAAGCCUAACGGUGUUGAAGCUGCAGGAGAACGUGAUCGCCGCCGUGGGUGAUCACGCUCUCGCCGGGCUGACCGCGCUCCAUUCUCUCAACAUGUCUAGCAAUCGGCUGGUCGCGCUGCCGCCCGAGUUGUUCUCGAAGACCAGAGAACUGCGAGAACUGGUGUUAAGCAACAAUUCUUUGGCCGUGCUGGCGCCCGGUCUGCUGGACAAUUUGGACGAGCUGCAAAUAUUGGACCUGAGCAGCAACGAAUUGACAAACACAUGGGUGAACAGAGACACGUUCUCGAGAUUGGUUCGCCUCGUGAUCCUCGACCUGUCUUUCAACGCCCUCACGAGGCUCGACGCCCACGUGUUUAAGGGCCUGUACAGCCUGCAGAUCCUGAAACUCGAGCACAACGAGAUCGAAACGCUGAUGGACGGCUGCUUCGCAUCGCUGACGAACCUCCAUUCGUUGACGCUGUCGCACAAUCGUAUCGUCAGAUUCGAUCCGCCCCACACGAUCGGCCUGACCACUCUCGAUCAACUCUUCCUGGACACGAACAAACUGAAAACCCUUCAUCGUCACGUGUUCGACAAUCUCACGGGGCUGCAGGAUCUCUCGCUGAGCGGUAACUAUCUCACGGAGAUUCCGUACGCGGUCCGCGUGCUCCGUUCGCUGAAGACCCUCGACCUUGGCAAUAACCACGUGUCAAGAAUCGACAACGACUCGUUCGCCGGACUGAGCGAGUUGUACGGGCUGCGCUUGGUCGACAACAAAAUGGAGAACGUGUCGCGCGACGCGUUCGCCGCGCUCCCGGCCCUGCAGGUGUUGAACCUGGCGAACAAUUACAUCCGUCACGUGGAGCAGAGCGCGUUCGCGAGCAACCCGGUCCUACGCGCGAUUAGAUUGGACGGUAACCAGCUAACCGAGAUCCGCGGUGCGUUCACCAGCCUGACGACCCUCGUCUGGUUGAACGUGUCCGACAAUAAGUUGCUGUGGUUCGACUACAGUCAUCUGCCGGCGAGCAUAGAGUGGCUGGACAUACACGCGAAUCAGAUAAGCGAGCUCGGGAAUUAUUACGCGGUACGAAACACGCUGCGUAUAAAGACGCUGGACGCGAGCUACAACCAAAUCGGCGAGAUCGCGGAGGCGAACGUGCCCGACAGCGUGGAGGAGUUGUUCCUGAACAACAACAAAGUGCGGACCGUGGCCCCGGGUACGUUCCUGCAGAAGAGGAGCCUGCAGAAGGUGGUGUUGUACGGGAACGAGAUAAGGAAUCUGGACGUGGCCGCUCUCGCGAUCCAAACGGUGCCUCAGGACGACGAGCUCCCGCAAUUUUACAUCGGUAACAAUCCUAUACUGUGCGACUGCACGAUGGAGUGGCUGCCGAGGAUCAACGAGAUGGCGCGUCUUCGACAGCAUCCCCGCGUGAUGGAUCUCGACUCGGUCACGUGCGAGAUGGUGCACGCGCGCGCGACACCCCGCAGACCGUUGCUAUCGUUGCAGUCGAAGGAUUUCCUCUGCCAGUACGAAGCUCAUUGUUUCGCCCUCUGCCAUUGUUGCGACUUCGACGCGUGCGACUGCGAGAUGACCUGCCCGGACAAUUGUUCCUGCUAUCACGACCACAGCUGGUCGAGCAACGUGGUCGACUGCUCGAACGCCGGCUACAAGCACGUCCCCGAACGGAUUCCGAUGGACGCGACCGAGAUAUAUCUGGACGGGAACGAGCUGGGCGAUCUGGGCAGCCACGUGUUCAUCGGCAAGCGUCGCCUGGAGGUGUUGUUCCUGAACAACAGCGGCAUAUCCGCGAUCCACAACUGCACGUUCAACGGCGUGGGCGCCCUGCGCGUCCUUCACCUCGAGGACAAUACCCUGCGCGAGCUACGCGGGUUCGAGUUCGAUCAGCUGGAACGGAUGUCCGAACUUUAUCUGGAUCACAACGCGAUCGCGACCGUCGGUAACACGACGUUCAAGAAGAUGAGGAGUCUCGAGGUGCUCAGACUGGACAGCAAUCGUAUCGUCGACUUUCGGCCGUGGGAAGCGUUGCCCAGCGUCGGCGACAGCACCAGGGUCGCGCUCGAGGGUAACGCUUGGAGCUGCGAGUGCGGCAACGCCGCGAAAUUACGCGGCUGGCUCGCCGAGCAUCGCGGCGAUCCCGAGAAGAUGUACUGCCGCGACGGCGUCGAGUCCCUCGCGCAAGCUAUGAAGCGUUGCGGCGAUCCGUCUACCGAGGCCGUCAGCCGUGGAAUCCAGGAAAUCCCCUUGCUCGGUGGUAACUUCGUGCCGCUUUUAGCCGGCGCCUUGGUGGCCGUCAUCGCGAUCUGUCUGUUCGUCGCGCUCGCGUUCGCGUUCCGACAAGACGUGCGCCUUUGGGCACACGCUCGUUACGGUCUACGUCUGGGUAAAAUGACCACGCCGCCUGACGAGGAGAGGGACCGCCUCUACGACGGUUACAUCGUCUACAGCGAACGGGACGAGGACUUCGUUUCCAGGUUCCUAGCCGCCGAACUGGAGCAAUCCGGUCUGGCCCUUUGUCUGCACUGGCGAGAUUUGCCACCGGCCAGGCCACAGGAAGCCGUGCCGCCGGCCGCUGCCGCGGCCCGACGUAUAGUCAUCAUAUUUUCACCAGUGUUCCUGGCCAACGAAUGGCAGCACGUGGAAUUCCGCGCCGCGUUGAGAACCGCGUUGGAGAACAUCAGACCCAGUUCGAGGAAGAGGCGCGUGGUCGUGCUACUGGCCACGGACGCGCCUAGUCGCGAUCCCGAGCUGCAGCUGCUGCUGCAAACGUGCACGGUCGUGAUCUGGGGCGAGAAGAGGUUCUGGGAGAAGCUCCGGUUCGCGAUGCCGGACUCCGUGGGCAAACGACGGGACAGCAAGAAGGUGAACGACCGAAAUCGCAAACCGGCGCGUUAUACGGCCGCCCCGUCCGCCGGGGACGUAUGGACCAAGCCUAACGGCGUUUUGGUCGCCCCGGUGCACGCACCCACGCCGACGCCCACGCAGUCGACGUACGUAAGCUCGGCGUCGAGCAGGACCGAGGACGAGGACAGCGGAGCAGAGCAUCAACACCAACAGCACCAGCACCAGCACCAGCACAGCGGUUACAGCGCGUUGCACGCCGGAAACGCGAGGCCGGCCAGUCUGUCCUCGAGGGGCAGCCAUCUUUACAGCACGAUACCGGAACCACCGGUACCAACUGCGCCUCCCGGUGAGGUCUUGACGCAUCCUCGUACUUAUUUCGUCUAGUAUAGGCGAACAGCGUUGCUCGCGCGACGUUCCACGGCCACGAUGGGCCACCGUGUCAGAGGCCGGACACUGACGAGGCCCGCCAUGUGUAAAUUCGCUGUGGGUAUCGAAUGAGAGGGUACUGACUUAAUGAAAAGGUAUGCGAGAGAAUGAGAAACGCGUGAUUGAAUGUCCAGAGGUAUUUGUACAGUUUCGUUCGUUGCUCGCGAUGAACCGGCAUUCGAUUAUGCUCGAUUCGUAUUAGCCGAAAACGUAUAGAUUAUUAACGCACUGAACUGUGAGAACGUCUAAUGAUUUUAAUUGAUUGACGUACAGGUAAACUUGAAUUUAAUUAUGACAUCUUGAAGCCGAGAAUCUUGAUUUUCGAAAACACACGAGUCCACUCAACGAAUCACGGCUGGAGAGAAGAUUCGUACAGAACGUCUUUCAAUAAAGUCUAUUAGCAAUCGCUUAUUUCAGAUGAUAAUUCUUGUUGACAUUGUCUGUAGAAUUGCACUCGAUCAGACGUAAGGAAUUUCGUCAGAUUUUACGUCGGCUCGAAUCUGGCCGGCUAAUGCAAAUCGGAUUUUAUUCGAACGCGGUCGGUUCGUUUGCUCUUCCACUAGAAAUCGGUUGACUAGGAAUCCUCCUCAGGUUCCCGUGUCCACUCGUAGCACGGAACGAACCGUGGAGGAUCGUUUCCGCAGGGGUUUCAAAGGGGGGACGGAUAUUGUAACGAGAGUUGUCAGCCUCGCGAGAAAGUGCUUUCCAGAGUAUGCGAGGCUUCUCGACUCGUUUCGUUUUACCUCGAAGCGUGAUGUUUGAUCGACGAUAAAUCGAGAGACGGCGGGUUUAUUUAAAUAAACGUUUUCUUCGUAACGUUAAACGCUGUUACGUAGGGAGAACAUUUACAUAGACACACACACACAUACACGUGGCCGAAGUCAUUAUUUUUACGUACUAGAGGUGACAGAGAGAAAGGGUACUAAUAGCGUGAGAAUUUCUCCCUGCACAGAAUUAUUUACGGAUAUGCACGUGCGUAAGAUGCGAAGAGUAACGAGGACAAACUAAAAAGCUUUAGGUGAUACAUGUAAUGGCAGUCAAUGAGGACGUAGACACUGUUAUUAUUCUCGUCACUCGUUUAGAGGGCCUAAUGUGAAACACACACCGAAACAAAAUUAAUAACAGCGACCACCCAGCGAAAAUCGAUGUAGACUGUAAGAAUAGUGUUCGCCCUUUGCCGUUGCAUACUCAACCAUCAGCGUUGUCACCGCUCGACACCGGUUCAGAGAUUUCGCGACCUCGCGUGGCGUUCUAUUCGAUUUCGGAAUAAGCGAGCAGAGAGAAAAGGCUGCGGCGGGAAUCUCGAGACUCGAAAAUUCUCCUCGUUACCCGGGACGCUCUCGACGGCGGGCAUCGAGGGUUUCGAUCACGCUUGAAAAAUAACUCUUUUCUCUGGCGCCGUGUCCGCGCCGCGCGCCGUUUCACCGCGGCCGCACACCUCGAUCGAUCGAUCGCGAUGUGCAACCCGCCUCUUCGCUUUCUCGCCUUCUCGCCGAAUAGAUACAUACGUCGUUAUUUAUUUUCAUCGCCUUAUUCUCACCGUGAUUCCAUUUGUUCUACGAUUCUUUCAACAACACGAGUUUCACCUAAUUUUUUUUCACUGAACCAUCGAACGUGCCAAUCGUUCAUUUUCUUUUAUAAAUAAUUUAACGCACGACGCUCGGUCAAUACUAAACCAAGUUCUUGACAAUCGUUUUGUUUCGCUGCUGCAUGAAAAGACUUCAAGAUACGAAGCAUGCAAUUAUUAUUUUCGUCGAUUUUCUUUUCGUUUUGUAGACAAUUGUAUUGAGUAAUUAAAAUGAACCAUGACAUUUUACAUUACUUAGACAAACACGAGGACAAGAUAAGUUAAAGACCAAUCGGAGAUUUCUGUUUCUUUUAAGUCGAGUAUAAACUCCGCGCUGGUAGAAAACACAACAAUGUACUCUUUUCCUGUACGUACGAGUAGAAUCAGCGGCGAUGUUUGUAAAAAGAGCGAAGAGAUAUACUUGUGUCUUUAGUCCGAGAUUAAUUUUAUUUUCCAGGACUUUCGUUUACCUUAGCGGAUAGCGUUUUCCUCUCUUCGAGGGCCAAUCUUUAUGAUUUUUUUGUUGAGACAACGCGACAUUUUCCAUCCCGAACGAGGUAUCGAGGAUCGAGUACCGAUCGAGGAAAGAAGAGACGAGAAUGGGAGACCGCGCGUACGUUUUGCUCCGCGCCUCGGGAGCAGGGAAUCCUCCCUUCGUACUAAUCGUGUAUUAUAUUUUUUUCUAUUCCCGUCCGCCGGGGAACGGAGCAACGCGCCCCUAGUUCUCAUUCCUGUCGUCCGUUCGUCAAUUCGUUAGAGAGAAAAAAGUACGAAUGAGUGAGAAAGUAAUUAAGUACAUUAAUAAAGAGACUCCGGAGGAGAGUGCGCGUUCAGAGAGAUAAGAAAGUGUGCACGCAUGAUGCGACGGUUACAUGCAUUUAAGAUGGGAGUGUGAGGGGAGGGUGAAAAUACGGGAGGCGUCUAGCGAGACAACCUCGUUCCUAAGAUUCACGACUGUCUUUUUUUUGGUAAAAAGCAACGGUCGCCAAACGCUUAUUAGUCUGUAAGUGGAUACUCCGGUGUACAUAGUUGUGUAUAAUUUAACGUUGUAAAUAACUCGCGCACACUUCUCGAGCACAUCAAGGUGGCCAGCCACUUGUACCUAUAUGUAUACAUAUAAUAGCAUAGGAACUUAAAUACUGGUCUCGUCACACCAACCAACGGGAAAGCGAGAUUCCUCAUUGGGAAACUUGCGGACUUAUCGAUUGUACUGUAUUAUUGUAAAUACGCUCAUCGGAUCACGCGUAU
This is a messenger RNA of Ceratina calcarata, 7427 nucleotides long. RefSeq names its product toll-like receptor Tollo. The coding region runs from base 614 to 4570 and encodes 1318 amino acids. The transcript has a single exon. The record is from RefSeq and is a predicted model, not a curated record. Gene Ontology annotation, biological process: signal transduction. Gene Ontology annotation, molecular function: protein binding. NCBI's taxonomy places the organism in Eukaryota, Metazoa, Arthropoda, Insecta, Hymenoptera, Apidae.